AACACAUUUUACAAACCCAAUUCGUCAUUUUUGGAAUUUGGUUGCUGUAUUUGCUUUGCCCAAUUUUCAAUGAAAAAAAAGAACACACACACAAAUUUUUUUAAAAAAGGCAAGCAAAUUAGUCAAGCAUCAUCUCCUAUCAAACAAUACCAAAUGUCUUCAUAACGAUCAACAAUAAACCAAACACUGCACUUUUUUUUUUUUGGGGGGGGGGGGAGGUUUAAAACAAAAAAACUCCAUACCCCGAAGAGUAAAUGGAAAGUAUGGGAACUUUAACCACAAUUCACCAUUUUUGCUUCUUCUUCACUGUGCUUUUUAUCUUUUUCCCUAAAAUUUCUGUUUCUGUUGAUACUUUGAGUGGUACACAGUUUAUUACACAGAACCAAACUAUUGUCUCUCAAGGUGAUGUGUUCGAGCUUGGAUUCUUUAAUUUGGAUAAUCCAGGUGAAUGGUAUGUUGGGAUAUGGUACAAGAACAUACCCGACAGGACAUAUGUGUGGGUUGCUAACAGAGAUAACCCUGUUUCGAACUCAUCAGGUGUUUUCAAAGUGGAGGAUCGGAACUUGGUGUUGUUAGACGAAGGGAACAACCUUGUUUGGUCCUCAAACAUAACAAAGGGUGAUGCAGACAAGUAUAAUCCAGUGGCACAGUUGUUGGAUUCUGGGAAUUUGGUUCUGAGAGAAGCGAAUUCCAAUGGUGAAACCGACUACUAUUUAUGGCGAAGCUUCGAUUAUCCGACUGAUACGUUAUUACCAGACAUGAAACUCGGGUGGGAUUUAAACACAGGUUUCAACCGGUUUUUGACGUCUUGGAAAACAAGAAACGAUCCUUCGUCUGGUGAUUUCACAUUCAAGUUAGAUUACAAAGGAUUCCCGGAAAUAUUUUUACGGAACAAACAAGAUAUCGAAUACCGAAGUGGUCCGUGGAACGGUCUUCGAUUUAGCGGCGUACCGGAAAUGAAACCGCUCGAUUACAUGAACUUCAGCUUCGUCACUAACCAAGACGAGGUAUAUUACUCGUUUUAUAUUACGAACAAUAAUUUGUUUUCCAGGUUAAUAGUGACACCAACCGGUACACUUGAAAGACUAACAUGGAUACCCGACACCAAGCAAUGGAAUCCGUUUUGGUACGCGCCGAAAGAUCAGUGCGACGAAUACAGCGAGUGCGGUCCGUAUGGUAUAUGUGAUACUAACGCUUCCCCUGUUUGUAAAUGUCCAAAAGGGUUUACACCAAAGAAUGAACAAGCUUGGGAUUUGAGAGAUGGGUCUAAUGGUUGUGUUAGAAAAAAUGAUUUGGAUUGUGGGAAAGAUAAGUUCUUGCAUUUGGUCAAUAUGAAAUUGCCCGAAAGUACAAAUACUGUGGUGUAUAGGUCCGUGAAUUUCAAGGAUUGCCAAGCUUUUUGUGCUAGGAAUUGUUCUUGUACUGCUUUUUCUAAUUGGGAUAUUAGGAAUGGGGGUAUAGGGUGUGUUAUUUGGAUUGGUGACCUUAUUGAUUUGAGGCAAUAUACAAGUGAUGGUGGUGGGCAAGAUUUGUUUAUUCGAUUGGCAGCUUCAGAUUUAGGAGAUGGUGGGAAUACAACUGCUGUAAUUACAGGCACUACAGUGGGUGGUGGUGUUUUGAUUUUAGUACUGAUAGCCAUUGUCAUAUGGAAGAAGAAGAAGGCAAUGAAAAGAAGUGGAAAAAUAGAAAAGAAAGGUCCUCUUGAAAGAAGUCAAGAUUUUCUAUUGAAUGAAGUGGUCAUCUCAGGCAAGAAGGAAUACUCGGGCGAAAGUAAUCCCGAUGAAAUUGAAUUACCGUUGUUCGAUUUCAACACCAUUGUAACGGCUACAGACAACUUCGCCGAUGAAAAUAAGCUCGGACAAGGUGGUUUCGGAAGUGUAUACAUGGGUAGGUUGCUUGAGGGUGAAGAAAUAGCUGUAAAAAGGCUUUCAAAGAACUCGGGGCAAGGGACUGAAGAGUUCAAGAAUGAGGUUAGGUUAAUUGCAAGGCUACAACAUCGGAACUUGGUUCGACUUGUUGGUUGUUGCGUCGAAACAGACGAGAAGAUGUUAGUUUACGAGUACAUGGAAAACAGAAGCCUUGAUUCUGUGUUAUUCAAUAAAGCAAAAAGCUCCUUGUUAAAUUGGCAAAAGCGGUUCAACAUUAUUUGCGGUAUUGCUAGAGGAUUAUUGUAUCUUCACCAGGAUUCGAGGUUUAGGAUCGUGCAUAGAGAUCUCAAAGCAAGCAACAUUUUGCUUGAUGGAAAAAUGAACCCGAAAAUUUCGGAUUUUGGGAUGGCUAGAAUAUUUUCUGGUGAUCAAAUUGAGGCUAAUACUAAGAGAGUUGUUGGAACUUAUGGUUAUAUGUCGCCUGAAUAUGCAAUGGAUGGUAACUUCUCAACAAAAUCUGAUGUUUUUAGCUUUGGUGUUUUGGUGUUGGAGAUUGUCAGUGGGAAGAAGAACAGAGGGUUCUAUCACUCAAAUAGUGAACUCAACCUUCUAGGCCAUGCUUGGAGAUCAUGGAAAGAAGGGAAGGGAUUGGAGUUAAUAGAUCCAGCAGUGGGUGAUACCUAUGAUGAACAAGAAGUGCUGAGGUGCAUUCAGGUCGGCUUGUUGUGCGUUCAAGAACGUGCCGAAAACCGGCCGACGAUGUCGACAGUGGUGUUGAUGUUGAACAGCGAAACAGCAACAAUGGCUCAGCCUAAAACACCUGGCUUUUGCCUUGGAAGAAACACACAUGAAACAGAUUCAUCUGCAAGCAAGCAAGAUGAAUCAUGCACUGUGAACCAAGUCACUGUUACAAUGCUAGAUGCUAGGUAGUGAAAAGCUUCACAUGCCUCAUCCGUGGCUAUGUUGUAUAUUCUUAUUUAUUUUUUUAAAGCUUUUUUCUAUAACUUUUGUGGCAGUUUUGGGUCUUCCAUUAAAUGUUUUUUUUGUUAAAGAAAGAAUUGUGAUUCAUGGCUGAUUUCGUAGUCCUUUGUCUUUCUGUGCUGAUUUGGUUGUUGAAUGGUAAAUAAAUGGGCACUCUAAUCUUCGAGAAAAGCUCUAAUUGAUGUGUAAUUAUGAUUGUGCAUUGUAAUUGAUUAUUAUGAUCAAUAGGUGGAUAUGGUGUUAUCACUUUUCUGGGUUA
Molecule: messenger RNA, 3108 nt
Organism: Gossypium raimondii (Peruvian cotton)
Lineage: Eukaryota; Viridiplantae; Streptophyta; Magnoliopsida; Malvales; Malvaceae
Product: receptor-like serine/threonine-protein kinase SD1-8
Exons: 7
Coding region: 255-2798 (847 amino acids)
Biological process (GO): protein phosphorylation; recognition of pollen
Molecular function (GO): ATP binding; protein serine/threonine kinase activity
Source: RefSeq, a predicted model, not a curated record